GGGCAACGAAUUGGGCGGGUGCCUUUGCUUAUGAAUCAUCCGAACUGAAUUUCAGAGCCCUAAAUAACUCUCCGUACAAUCGCACUGCCAGAAGACGAAGAAGAGCAUGAGCGACGAUAAGCAGUACGAAUUCUGCGUUGUUUGCAAGCUCAAUCACAACAAAGGACGCCGCCACAACUUCCUCCCUAACCACAAGAAGUCGCUCGCGGCGGUGCUUUCCCGUUUCCAAUCGAAGCUUUCCGAUAUACGUUUCUUCCUCAGAAACCCUAUCCCUCUGCGCCCUGAGCAUGCUUCCCUUAAUCGCCUUUGGUGUCUCUUCUGCGAGUGUGAUAUUCUUGAACUCGACAGCUUCUACGCUAGCGACAAUGCGAUUAGGCAUUUGGCUGGUGCGGAUCAUUUGAAGAAAGUUAAAGGUUUUUUGUGGAAGUAUGGUGGUGGAAUGGACAAGGUUGAUACUUUCCGGAUUACAGAGGCUGACUUCGCCAAGUGGGAGAAGAAGUGCAAUCUAUUGAAGAAGGGAGCUCUUGAUGGAAAAUCUUGUGCAACGUCAAUUGGACCGUCGAAUGAUAUCCAAAAUAAAACGAACUCUGACUAUCUAAAUUGUUUUGAAAAAGAUAAUAUACAUGCUCUUAAUUUUGAUGUUUCAAAUAAUGUUGUACCUUUACAAAAUUAUACAAAUGAGAGAUCACAGAUAUUUGAAAACAAAAUGCAUAGUGUUACAAAUGGCCCUAAUUUGCGCAGUAUGUGCAUGGGUGGACAACUCGGUGAAGAUGCUUGUUCCUCCAAUGGCCUAUCAAAUGCCCAAAAGUGCUUGAGGUUUCAUGCCAAAACUUCUCACCAAUGUCUUAAUGGCGGUUCUGUAACUCCGGAUGGAAGAAUGACAAGGGGGAUGAAGAGUUCUCUGGGUCCACCAAGCAUUACACAGAUAACUUUAACAUUUCAAAAAGAUUCCCUUGGCAAUGUUCAUUCUGGAGCACCUCCUCCAUGGUUCAAUGCAACUGAAAAAAGUCAGCUAGAUUUUAUAUCAAGUCCCGGAAGGAGUGACCCCUCCCCUCUCAAUCAGAAGAAGAAGUCAAAACUAAACCCAAACCGGGUUGGUGCUGCUUGGGCAGAGAGAAGAAGAGUUGAGCUGGAGCUGGAGAGUAAAGGGGAGCUCAUGACAAACACUUUUGAUGUGAACUGGCUCCCAAAUUUUGGCGGAGUUUGGCAAUCAGGUACAAGGAAGCAAUCUAGAAAAGAAUUUCACCUGGAGAAUCACAAAUCUGCUGAGGUUGAAAGCCAAUCCCAGAGUAUGGUGCAGUUACAGCCUUAUGUCAGCAAGCGAAAGGUGCCUUAAAUCUGUGUCUUGCAAAUAAUUUGCGGUGCAUGUUGAAGGCUGUCUCUGAUUUUGGAAGUUUCCUCUUAAUUGAAGACUAACUUCCAGUGCAUGAUAAUAUCAUGAAGACCAUAUGUGUCAGACCUGUUAUAGUCGUCAAAACUGUGAUAUCUUACUGCGGCCUUGGAUCUUAAUAGCUGUUCAUGCAAUUCAAGUUUGCUGCAGAGUCGCCAAUGAAAUAUUAUGUCUUUGUGCAAGUUUGCUGCAGAGUUGCCAGUGAAGCAGUAUUUUUUUUGCGUAGCUGUUCUCUAAUUGGCUCAAAAUUCGCGUCUCACUUGAGAGAUGUGUGUUGUGGAAAGGAGAGAUGAAGGAUACUUUCUUGGGGAUUUUAAUUAAAAGAGACUUUUGAGUUAUCUAUUUGAGGAUAUAGGACACUAGUUUUAAAAAUUGGGUAAAAGGGACUCUAGUAUAAUUAGGUAUUAAUGAGUUAUGCUAAUUUAAAAAAGAAUAUUUUUAUACACCCCAAAGUU
Messenger RNA from Solanum dulcamara, 1845 nucleotides. RefSeq names its product TITAN-like protein. Bases 107 to 1336 code for a protein of 409 amino acids. NCBI's taxonomy places the organism in Eukaryota, Viridiplantae, Streptophyta, Magnoliopsida, Solanales, Solanaceae. The transcript has 7 exons. The record is from RefSeq and is a predicted model, not a curated record.